Molecule: messenger RNA, 2689 nt
Organism: Drosophila montana
Lineage: Eukaryota; Metazoa; Arthropoda; Insecta; Diptera; Drosophilidae
Exons: 6
Coding region: 1245-2450 (401 amino acids)
Molecular function (GO): protein binding
Source: RefSeq, a predicted model, not a curated record
CAAAUUGCAAUUAAAACUUUUCUUCAUUGUUUGUGAUAUCGUUAAAAAAUUGUUUCUGGAUAUUGGGGAAAGCUCAAUACAAGGCGGCUUUCCUGUUGAUCAAUUCUGCAAUCAUGUUAAGAGCAUGGACAGCUUGGAAUGCUUUAUCAUCAACGAAGGAAGCGGCUUAGGGCGAAUGUUUAAAACGGCGAAUCCUGUGCGUGACCGAAUAAUCGAGAAAACAUUUAAAGCCCUGGAGCACUUACCGAAAUUGAAGAGCAUUAGUGUAACGUGUGGAUCCAACAGUUACAACGCGAGCUGCUUGAUUCAGAUGAAAUGCCUGCAAGAGAUUUCACUAAAUACCAAAAUAGCUGCAGAGGAUCUUGUUGAGAUAUGCAAAUCGAAUGAAAAUCUGCGUGUUUUAUGGCUACGAGAGGUUGUCGGAGAGCUAAAUGAUAUUGCGCCGCAUUGCCAGAACCUGCAAGAAAUUGUUUUUCCAAUGUUCAGUAGUCACACAACAUACGCUGGACUUGCUAAGCUGCCGAAUAUAAAAAAAAUUGUCAUUAAAUCCACAAAUUCAACUUCGCCUUGCGCCAAGCUGAUAGAGCUCUUCAGCGCAUUUGCCGCUCAAGAGGAAAAAACCCAAUUACAGAGCUUGAUAUUGCUCUCGAGUUUGAAUUUUGAAGAGACCACUAAACUAAUCGAAUUGAAAUUCUUAAAAGAACUGCGCUGUUCAUUCGAAGAUGCUAGCUGCAUCGAUCUCUUGACCGAUCUAACUGAACUGGAAGGUCUUUACAUAAUGCUGGGGCGCUCUGGAGCUGGCUCCAAGGAAUGCUUAAAUGUUCUCAGAUCUUGCAAAAAACUGCAGCGUCUGCACAUAAAUGCUAAUCUAUCGACAGACUUCGUAGAUAAGGUGCUGGAAGUAUUACGAAAGGUUCGCAAUGCCGAAAAGCAAAAGCCAUUACAAUUGUAUUCCACAGGUGUUAUGCAUCUAUGCGAGGAAGGAGAGGAGAAACUGGUUGACAAUAAAUACUGUACUAUAGUGAAUCACUCAGAGUAUCUACGUCCAUUGCCCUGGAGACUUUCAAUCUAAGUAUGGAAGAGAUAAGAACUAUACAAUGCCAAAUAGGGCAAUGCUUUAUCUAAUCAAUAAAAACACGGCAAAUAUAUUUAUUACUUUAACAAGCCGAUUAAUGAAAAUGUUCGCGUAUCGCUGAGAAACACACCAGUUGUAAUAGAGGUGUAGAAGCUAUAAGACGUAUAAUAUGGAAUCGAAACAGUUGAAUAUAAUGGAUUUAAAUAACUAUUGUUUUGGUCGCAUACUUAAGUAUCUGGAAAUUGAAGAUCUUGUUAGUUUUGGAGAAACCUGCAUGCGUUUUCGAGAGGUCUUAGGAGAGUGGAUUAAUGUGCUCUACCCAGAGUUCAAGAUCGAGGACUGUUACGAUUUGAAUGAUAUUGAAUGGGAGUUAAAACUGUUUUUCAUAGUUCGUGGCGCCAUUAAAAGAAUGAAGUUCGUUAUUGGACAACCAGUAGCUUUUCCUGUGAAUAGAUUUUGUAAUCAUGUGAAGAGCAUGGAUAGCUUGGAAGACUUUACUAUAUACAUAGGAUAUCAAAAGGUAUGGCAAUUCGGAAUUAUAGACAAAGUAUUGAGUGCCCUGACGAGUUUACCGAAAUUAAAGAGCCUUAUUUUUAGCUGUAACACACAAAGAUUCGACGAGUGCAAAUUAAUAAGGUUUAAUUGUCUGAAAGAGCUUGAAUUAUUUUAUGGAAUAGCUGUGAAGGAUCUUGUUGCCAUAUGCAAAUCGAAUGCAAAUCUGCGUAUUUUAAAAAUCGAAAUGGGCAACGGAGAGCUCAACGGAAUUGUGCCGCAUUGCCAGAAUUUGGAAGAAAUUUGCUUUCCAAUUAGUUGUUCAUCAUAUGCUAGACUUGCGGAGCUGCCCAAUAUAAGAAAAGUUGUCAUAUAUAACGGUUGUUCAACGUCGCCCCCUUGGCCCAGGCUCAUGGAGUUUUUCAGCGCAUUUGCCGCUCAACAGCAAAAAACCCAAUUAGAAAGCUUGAUAUUGUACCCAAGAAUUAACUUCGAAGUUACCACUAAGUUAAUCGAAUUGAAAUUCUUAAAAGAACUGCGCUGUUCAUUCGAAGAUGCAAACUGCAUCGAUCUCUUGACCGAUCUAACUGAACUGGAAGGUCUUUACAUAAUGCUGCCUCGUAAUGGACCUGGCGGCAAUGAAUGCCUGAAUGUUCUCAGAUCUUGCAAAAAACUGCAGCGUCUACAUAUAAACUGUAAGCUGUCGAUAGAGUUUAUAGUUGAUGUUUUGGAUGUAUUACGACAGGUGCGCAAUGUCGAAAUUCAAAAGCCAUUACAAUUGUGCUCCAACAAGUAUUGGGAUCCAUCGAAUGAAGAGGAGGAGAAACAGGCUAACAAUGCCUAUUGUACCAUAAUGGAUUCCAGAUAUUUUAGGAUCAUAUAAAAUGUUGCAUAGGAGUCAAGCUAUGGGCUAUCAAGGUUUGCAAGAACAAAUCAAUUUAUCAUUUUAACAAUUAAGUCUUGAAAGUGCCUCGCAUAUUUCUGUGCUGAUAUGAUAUAUAGGCUAGCGAAUUAGCCAGCCAUUCAUUCGACAUAAAUCUACGCGAAAUAAUGAAACAUUAAAAAUUACAAAAACUGGCACCCGCCCAGACAUAUCCGUCUGCAGACGUGACGUCACAAAAU